Molecule: messenger RNA, 183 nt
Organism: Prunus armeniaca (apricot)
Lineage: Eukaryota; Viridiplantae; Streptophyta; Magnoliopsida; Rosales; Rosaceae
Source: the annotation of a GenBank genome assembly
AUGGAGUCGGAGGCAAUGGCGUCGUUCAUCGGUGUUGCUGGAGUCUCAGGCGAAGGCGUCGUUCAUCGGAGUGAAGAAAUAAAAGAAGAAAAAGAGAAAGAGAAGAGGAGAAGAAGAGCAGACGACGAGAGCGGCUUCGAAAUCCAUGUCUCACCAUGUCCUAAACAAACAUUUGCUUCCUAA